CAAAAAAUAUGGCAGUAUCAGGUGGACUCGUUCUUCCCCGCAGCUGGCAUCACCAGAAGUGACGAAGUUGUGUAUGCAUCCGGAAACGCUUUAGUCGAUAUGAGCCGCGAAAAAAUGGAAAAGAAAGACGUCAACGAACUGUGGAAGGACGCGCAAAGCGGGCGCUUUAAUCUACGCUGGACUAGGAGGAGUGAAUUCCUAGAAAAAGCAGACAAGCAUGGGUCGAUACUCACAAAAGAAAAAUUCAAAAAGAAACACAAUAUUGAGGAUGAUGAUUCAAUUCCUGAAGAGAUGCUAUACACAAUAUGGGAGCCCGUAGGGCCAGAACACGAACUGAUGCAUUUGGUGAA
Amoebophrya sp. A25 is the source of this 350-nucleotide messenger RNA. The record is from the annotation of a GenBank genome assembly. NCBI's taxonomy places the organism in Eukaryota, Dinophyceae, Syndiniales, Amoebophryaceae.